AUGUGUGCUCAUAUUGUUGUCAUUUAUGAAGCAGAAUAUGCCGACUAUCACCAGGCGAUGGCACAACACGCGGCCUCAUUGGCCAACAGUAAUCAACUUCACCCGACCAUCGGUCAGCUCCAGAUGCAGCAGAUGUUGUCGUCCGGACUCAAUCUCACAGUCAGUGCUCCCCUUAUGAACCAAAAUACGGUUCAUGUAAUGUCCGGCGGACUGACGAACAAUAACACGGGUCAACACCACCUGACCGGACACGGAGGCCAUCACGUGAUGUACGCCAACGUGCAGACGGCCAACACGGGUGGCGGUGGCGGCGCUGUCGCCACUCCUCCGGCCAGAGGUCACGGCAGUCACAAGAAGCAGAAGAAGCCCAAAGUGAAUAAGGAUGGAGUGCCGGCACCGAAGAGGGCCACCACUGCUUACAUCAAUUUCACGCAAUGGUAUAGAGAAGAGUUAAAAAAGGCCGGACGACCCAUACCUAAGAUCGGCGACUUUGGGAAGGAAUGCGCCGGAAAGUGGAACGCCAUGCAGGAGGAGGAGAAGAAGCCGUUCACCGAGACGGCCCAACGAGACCGCGACCGAUACAAGCGAGAGAUGGAGAUCUUCAAGCCGGCGCGCGACGUGAAUAAGCCGAAGCGUCCCGGCACGGCCUUCAUGCUCUUCAUGGGUGACUUCCGCAAAGAGAUGGCCGGCAAAGAGCCCGAGGGAGGAGUGGCGGCGCUCGCGAAGCUCGGCGGCGAGCGGUGGAGGAAUAUGACCGAAGAGGACAAACGGCCGUACGUUGAGAAGCAGAACGAAGAGAAGAUCCGUUACGAGGCCUCUAUGGAAGACUACCGCAGAAAAGGGGCGCCUCAGGUGGCAAUGGGUGGUCCGUCACCAAAACAGGCCCGACUGUCGACAGAAGCCUCUGAUAACGAGGACUCGGACUCGAAUUCGCUGCAACAGUCGGCACAACACCAUCAGACCUCAAACAUGAUCACAAAACAGAGUCAAUCGACGCCAUCACCCGCUUCCUCAUCGCCGCCGACCACACAGGGACUCACCCCCAGUCCCAACGCAGCGCAACAACAAAGUAUAGCACUCAAUACCAACCACAUUAUGCCAUCCAUUAUGCAUCCAAUGUCUUCACACCUGUCUUUAUCUAAUGCUUUUUCAGCCCAACUGAUGACCGGCUAUAAUCAGCACUCAUUCCCCGCCAACUUCGCUCACCCGUCGGCUGCCGGUGCGACGGCCGCCAACUAUAAUCAGGCGCACGCCGGCAAUAUCCAGGCCAACGCCACCGCAUACUUGCCUACUGGUGCCGCCGGCGCUUACUCUCAACUCCAGGGACCGUAUCAAUGGAAUUGA
This is a messenger RNA of Medioppia subpectinata, 1344 nucleotides long. NCBI's taxonomy places the organism in Eukaryota, Metazoa, Arthropoda, Arachnida, Sarcoptiformes, Oppiidae. The record is from the annotation of a GenBank genome assembly.